UUUUACUUUUUUGUUUACAUCCACCUCUGUCCUCUCUAGUACACAUGACGUCAUUUUAUUUUCCUGGCCAUCCGCCGUUUGAAAGUGCGCAUGCGCACGGGCCCUUCUAAACACUCCCCCUAGCGUCACGGAGCGGGCGGUGCAGCAUCAGCGGCUCGUGCCCAUCACGAAGACUCGAGGCUGCCUGGAAAGUCGCCUCCCCAUUCCGUCGAGCAUCUUCACCAGCCAGCACCGAAGUCCUGUCAUUCUGUCCGCCGGUUGCCCGCAGCCACCCUCCCCCUCGUCCUCCACCUCAAAAUGUCCGUGGGCAAUGACUUUGGGAACCCUCUGAGAAAAUUCAAACUCGUCUUCCUCGGGGAGCAGAGCGUUGGAAAGACGUCUCUGAUCACACGGUUCAUGUAUGACAGCUUCGACAACACGUAUCAGGCAACAAUUGGAAUCGACUUCCUGUCCAAAACAAUGUACUUGGAAGAUCGAACGCGUUCUCUCUCUGAACCCCAGGUGAGGUUGCAGCUCUGGGACACAGCAGGACAAGAGCGCUUCAGAAGCCUCAUCCCCAGCUAUAUACGGGACUCCACAGUGGCCGUGGUGGUCUACGACAUUACAAAUGUCAAUUCCUUCCAGCAGACAUCAAAAUGGAUUGACGACGUGAGAACGGAGAGAGGAAGUGAUGUCAUCAUCAUGCUCGUUGGCAAUAAAACAGACUUAGCAGACAAGAGACAAAUUACGAUCGAGGAAGGAGAGCAGAGGGCUAAAGAACUGAGCGUCAUGUUCAUCGAGACGAGUGCCAAGACAGGUUACAACGUCAAACAGCUGUUUCGUCGUGUAGCAGCUGCUCUCCCAGGGAUGGAAAGUAUGCAGGAAACAAGCAAAGAAGGAAUGAUCGACAUAAAGUUGGACAAACCCCAGGAGCCCCAGAGCACCGAAAGCGGCUGUUCCUGUUAGUGUUCAAGGUUCCAUAUCCUGGAAUCCCAUCAUCUACUCCACAUCGCUUGUUACUUUGCUUCCCAUUGGUUAACCCGCUGUUGACUUUUGCACGUUGAGAUCCAUGAUUUCCUCACCCAGCCACUAGCCAUUGGUUGGAACUAGCAAUAUGUGAAAUUGGGUCUACUUUGUCAACAAAAAUGCUAAAACGAAAACGAUCCUACAACUUGGUAAAAGCUUAAAAAAAAAAUGCCCCAAAAAAUCCUAAUCUGAGUGUAGAUUUGUUUUUUCAUGGGGGAAUGUAAAGCUUUCCUGUUUUUUUUUUUUUUUUUUCUUUCAUCUAAUUUUUGCAUAAUCAGAGGAAUCCCUCUGGAAGUUUUUUUUUUUUUUUUUUUUUUUUUUUUUAGGGAAACAAGAACUUUUGAGUGUCUGAGAGCCUGAAGAACAGACCGGACCAUAUUGUGUGCCACAGCUCUUGUUGGCAGUCACAGAAAUGUUGAUCCGUGUAACGUUUCCUCUUCAUAACUAUUCUUCAGUAUCUCAGAUGUUAUUACAGAACAGCCAGUAACAGCCUUCCUGCCUGUAGCCCCGCUGGUGUCCAUACGUUUGUACUUCAGAUGUUCCGGAUGAAUCUGAACUGUCAAGUCCAGAUGAUGUAAUGCAUGCCUAGUUGUAAAGCAUAGGUACUGUCUACCUUUGUACACGAGUUUGAAAAUGUAAUGUUCCACUAGUGACGUGAUGCACUGCGUCCACAGCGUUCUUGGAGCUGGGUUUGUAUACUUGACUUCUGAUCACCUUUUUGCCGUGUUCGUAAUCUUGUGCUUUCUGUAUCGAUGGCAUUAGAACGCAGUUCCACUGAGGACCGCUGCCACGUCACUUCACUCCCACCACAUUCCAUCUCUUCCUAGGACACCUUCAGUUUGUGUGUCACAGAUUGUGUCCAACUGCUGUUGCAUUGUGGGGAAAUUGUGUUUUAAUGAUUAAAAUCUGCACGUGCAGAUUGCUGUAAAUGAGCAGUGAAGAGUCCCACCCUCAGCCACGUGCCGGUGAACACAGUUCCCUUUGUGCAGACGGAUCAACUACACCCUUAACAUCGUUCCUUUGUUUCCUCACCGACUAAAGACUAAUUUGCACAUGUAGACCUUUCAGGUUAUUAUGAAGCUGUACAGUCGCUUAAUUCAAAGAUGUGUCUGAUUGUUAAAGAAAUUGUUGCAUAACAUGUUUCCACUUUUGGGUCGUCUUUGCUGCUUGUGUUUAAACUGAAUGAAAUGUUGACAUUAUGGAAUGUUUUAUUUUUCCCAUCUGUGGGGCGAUUCUAACGUUCUGGUGGUGAAGUCAGCCUGUGCUAAGAACACUACUUCAAUUUGAUGUGUCUUUGAUGUAAAAUCUUUACAGCACUUUUGCAGAAUGUGUUUUAGAUUUAGAGUGAAAACGUAAACUGUUCAAACAUGUUCAUCUCCACACAAUUUGGAGUACUGUGUCCUAGAGUAGAAGCAUUGAUUUACAAAUUGUUUUCACAUAUCUAUAUGUGGAGCACUCUUCUAAAGCAAACUCUUAUCAAACAUAAUGAGCCAAAUAAUAAAAAAAAAAAAGAUUAAAUAUCACAGGAAGUCUUCACCAGAAUCCAAAAAAAAUAAAAAUAACGUACCAUUGGACUUUCCUCAACAUGCUAAAAAAGAAGCUCUGUGGGUCCAUUUCACAAACGGAUGUUCUGGGUUCCUUACCAUACAACCUUGCAAGAAAAACACUCUUUGAGCAACAAUUGGUUAUUCAAAUGAGUUUUGGAGAUUCUCCAUUGUAUUUAAACCUAAAUAUGUAAACGUCCACUUUUAUUUGAUGGCCCAUUUCAACUUUCCAUAAAAGUGGACCUAGGUACGUAAAUGAGAUGUUUGCCUGUUGGAGCAGGAGGUGGGGGGGGGGGGGAUUUUUGUCAUUGUGCGGUCACAGAUCAGUGCAGUGAACCUGAUUAGUGCUGAACUGGUUCUCAUUCACACUGUACAGAGAUUUAGCAUGUCUCUCCAAAUGGUUAAUAAAGAUGUCUUAUUACCAAC
Molecule: messenger RNA, 2975 nt
Organism: Fundulus heteroclitus (mummichog)
Lineage: Eukaryota; Metazoa; Chordata; Actinopteri; Cyprinodontiformes; Fundulidae
Gene: rab6ba
Product: RAB6B, member RAS oncogene family a
Exons: 8
Coding region: 298-945 (215 amino acids)
Molecular function (GO): GTP binding; GTPase activity
Source: RefSeq, a predicted model, not a curated record